This is a messenger RNA of Sesamum indicum (sesame), 764 nucleotides long. RefSeq names its product expansin-A22-like. Gene Ontology annotation, cellular component: extracellular region. NCBI's taxonomy places the organism in Eukaryota, Viridiplantae, Streptophyta, Magnoliopsida, Lamiales, Pedaliaceae. The record is from RefSeq and is a predicted model, not a curated record. Gene Ontology annotation, biological process: plant-type cell wall organization.
CGUAGGUGUGUGGGAUCAUGGGUUUCUUACAUGGGUUUAUGGUUUGCUUUUCAGUUGUUUUUGCAGUGGUGGAUAUUGGUUAUGUGGUUGCUGGAUGGGAUCGUGCUCAUGCUACGUUCUAUGGGAAUAUAAAAGGCGAUGAAACCAUGCAGGGAGCUUGUGGAUAUGGGAACUUAUUUGAGCAAGGAUACGGCCUCACAACGACUGCUCUAAGCACCGCACUGUUCAACAAUGGUGCGGCCUGUGGAGCUUGUUUCGAGCUAAUGUGCACAAAAGCCCCACAAUGGUGCAUCCGAGGGAAAAUUCGUGUGACGGCCACGAAUUUUUGCCCUCCCGACUACACAAAAACUCAGGAUAUUUGGUGUAACCCGCCUCAAAAACACUUUGACCUAUCGUUGCCAAUGUUCCUUAAAAUUGCGAAAUACAAGGCUGGGAUAGUCCCUGUCGUGUAUAGGCGAGUCAUGUGUGGCAAGAAGGGUGGGAUCAAGUUUGAGAUGAAGGGGAAUCCGUAUUGGAUGCUUGUUCUUGUGUACAACGUUGGAGGAGUUGGCGACGUUGUAUCGGUUAGAGUUAAGGGUUCUAACUCGAAUUGGGUUCAGAUGGCCCGCAAUUGGGGCCAAAAUUGGCAGACUUGGGAAAGACUGCAGGGACAAAGCCUGUCGUUUGAAGUGAAAACUAGUGAUGGUGAGACGGUCAAGGCUUAUAAUGUGGCCCCAAAGAAUUGGCAAUUUGGAAAAACUUAUGAAGGGAAGAAUUUUCAUUAG